Mangifera indica (mango) is the source of this 2062-nucleotide messenger RNA. Its product is annotated as protein NRT1/ PTR FAMILY 4.6-like. The record is from RefSeq and is a predicted model, not a curated record. Gene Ontology annotation, cellular component: membrane. The transcript is spliced from 5 exons. NCBI's taxonomy places the organism in Eukaryota, Viridiplantae, Streptophyta, Magnoliopsida, Sapindales, Anacardiaceae. Gene Ontology annotation, biological process: transmembrane transport. The coding region runs from base 140 to 1876 and encodes 578 amino acids. Gene Ontology annotation, molecular function: transmembrane transporter activity.
CAGGCCACCCUUUUCCCAGUCUAUAUAUGUAUAGGACUCUGCAUACUACUACCUCCCUGGUUCAAGAUAAUACUUUCCCACCAGAUUAAGUCCUCUUUAACCUGAGCUUCAAUUUAAGUUUUAAGAAAUUUAUAUUAUAAUGGAUGAGGUGCAGCAAUUAAAGACAUGGGAAGGAUAUGUAGAUUGGAGGAAAAAACCUGCCUUGCAAGGGCGUCAUGGCGGCAUGCUUGCUGCCUCCUUUGUCUUGGUUGUGGAGGUACUGGAGAAUCUAGCAUUCCUGGCAAAUGCAAGCAACCUUGUACUUUACCUCACAAAAUUCAUGCAUUUUUCUCCAUCAAGCUCUGCAAACACGGUGACUAAUUUCAUGGGAACAGCCUUCCUCCUUGCUCUCCUUGGUGGCUUUCUGGCAGAUGCUUUCUUCACCACCUACAACAUCUAUUUGAUCAGUGCUGUGUUAGAAUUCAUGGGUCUGUUAUUACUAACAGUCCAAGCUCAAAUGCCUUCACUGAGACCACCAACCUGUGCUUUAGCGGACAUCAACAUUUCAUGCCAGGAAGUUGGAGGCUGGAAAGCAGUGAUGCUGUUUUCAGGCCUCUAUCUUGUGGCCCUGGGUGUGGGGGGUAUAAAAGGCUCACUUGCUCCUCAUGGAGCUGAGCAAUUUGAUGAAACCGCCGAACAAGGAAGGAAGCAGAGAUCAGAAUUCUUCAAUUACUUUGUGUUCUGUCUCUCUUGUGGAGCUCUAAUUGCAGUCACUUUUGUGGUCUGGGUUGAAGACAACAAAGGCUGGCAGUGGGGGUUCGGGAUCUCCACUGCAACAAUAUUGCUCUCCAUUCCGGCUUUCCUCCUGGGUUCUCCUUUCUACAGGACUAAAAUUCCCAUAGGAAGCCCCAUCACCACUAUAUUCAAGGUGCUGACUGCAGCCAUUUAUAACACCUACAAAUGUAAGAAUUCUGACAAGGCCAUCAUAGGACUUCACUCUAGUCCUUCCUGUAUGACUGAUUCUGAAAGCAUGGAGGAUGAAUACAGUCAUACUUCAAAGGAGCCAAGUCAAAUUCCACGAGGGGCUCUCAAUUUUCUUAAUAGAGCAUUAAUCGACAACUCUGGCCACUGUGUUUUUCACUGCACGGAAAAGGAGGUAGACGAGGUCAGAAUAGUCCUAAAGAUUUUCCCCAUCUUCAUGUCCACCAUAAUGUUAAACUGUUGUCUUGCUCAGCUAUCCACUUUUUCGGUUCAACAAGCCGCCACCAUGAAUACCAAGCUAGGCUCCCUGAAAGUCCCACCAGCAUCCCUCCCAGUCUUCCCUGUCAUCUUCAUCAUGACUCUUGCACCACUUUAUAAUCAUGUCAUCAUUCCAGUUGCCAGAAAAACAACAAAAACUGAAAUGGGAAUCACUCAUCUACAACGAAUUGGGACAGGACUAGUACUCUCUAUUGUAGCCAUGGCUGCUGCAGCUCUGGUGGAAAUAAAGCGAAAGAGAGUGGCAGUUGAUUCAGGUCUACUCAAUUCAUCUGAACCUCUCCCCAUCACAUUCCUCUGGGUAGCCUUACAAUACUUGUUUCUUGGAUCAGCUGAUCUUUUCACAUUAGCUGGCAUGAUGGAAUUUUUCUUCACAGAGGCCCCCAUAAGUAUGAGAUCUUUGGCCACAUCUCUCUCCUGGGCCUCACUGGCCAUGGGAUACUACUUCAGUUCAGUGCUUGUAUCAAUUAUCAACAAUAUUACCAGUGCUUAUCGACACAAGCCAUGGCUCUUUGGCAGCAACUUGAAUCACUAUCACCUUGAGAGGCUUUACUGGUUGAUGUGCAUCCUAAGUGGCUUAAACUUCUUGCAUUAUCUUUUCUGGGCAAAACGCUACAAGUACAGAUCAACAGGGCCAUGAUAAGUGAUUCAACAUGGUUGAAUUACAAAGAGAUUGCAAAAUUUCUACUAGCUCAAGUCUCUAGCGAUUGAUUAUCUUCGUAUGAAUCUAUCAGAUACUGCAUUAAGUAUUCAUAUAGCAGUAUCAUUCUAUCCUAUCCUAUUCCAGAAUACUAAACAUGAAAAUUAAAACUAUCUUAUCAUCUAA